Molossus molossus (Pallas's mastiff bat) is the source of this 1418-nucleotide messenger RNA. RefSeq names its product small integral membrane protein 10-like protein 2A. The transcript has 3 exons. The coding region runs from base 1 to 237 and encodes 78 amino acids. NCBI's taxonomy places the organism in Eukaryota, Metazoa, Chordata, Mammalia, Chiroptera, Molossidae. The record is from RefSeq and is a predicted model, not a curated record.
AUGACGGCUUCUGCAGCUCUGUCGGUGGCGGCGGCGAUGGCGGCCCUAUCCUGCCUGGCACUGCGACUGUCGCGCUCCACCAUGUCCCGCGGCUCCUAUGGCGCCUUCUGCAAGGGGCUCACGCGCACGUUGCUCACCUUCUUUGACCUGGCCUGGCGGCUGCGCAUGAAUUUCCCCUACUUCUAUGUCGUGGCCUCGGUGAUGCUCAACGUCCGCCUGCAGGUGCGGAUUGAGUGAGCGCCUGUGGCUACAGCGGCCCCGCAGGAGGGUCUCGCGCCCACCCGCCUGCAUGGAGGACAAUCGGGUCGCCCAGGUCUCCCAGGCGCAGCGUGGAAAGAAGGCGGGGCAGCCCGGGCCCCUGGAGCCUAGAGCUGCACGAGAGGACGCUGACCACUAAGCCAUCGAGGCCAAUGAACCCCGGACCCAGCCGUGACCUGCGCACACGCAUUGCGACCAGUGCCGAGUUGCACAAAAACUCACAAAACAGGCCCUUUCCUUCAAGCUCGAGAAAAUUAUCUGAGUACAGCAGACCUGUUGCCUCGCAUUGGCCGAAUGGGGAAACCAGAAAGAAGAAUUGCUGCGGCAGGGACCAGCUUUGACUGGCCCUAACCAAGAAGGAACCAGUGUUGUAGCUGGUGACUAACACCUUCUCUGGCCUCAUCAAGAAUCAAAUCUGUGCCCAAGGGCCCCCUCUGGCCCUAGAGCUUCCUGAUAGCAGCUGAGUGAAGGGCCUGGCUGAGGAGGAGAUGAAGGGCCUUCCAGGCAGAGGCCCUGAGGCUCAGCUCCCGCAUGCCCAAUAUCACACAGGAGACUGUCCUCUAGAUGGGCAUGGAUUGGUCCUCGAGGCCCGGGAUGUGCUGUUGACUGGUGUAUCAGCAUGGCCAGGAACAGCCCACGGGGGAGCCAGCAGAGACCCUGGACCCCACCACCCACCCCAGGUCCCACAUCUGCUCUGAUACUGGUUGCUCUUGGCCCAAGUACUCAGACUUCCUGGGACUGAAAACCACAGUAAUGUGGUCAGCCCCAGGGACCAAGUGGCCCAGUCUCACAACAUGUGCCCUACUCAGCUGCCCAGCUGGAGCCUGGGUCCUGGGUGCAGUACUCUUCCUGUCUCACCCCAGGGACUGGGGCCUAAGGCUGGACCAAGGCUCCUACGUGCCCCCUCCAGUUUCCCAAAGACAGAGCCUGAUGGCUUCCUUCCUUGUGCCAAGUCACCUGGGAGCCCCUGGUCCUGGUGACCCCUCCUUCACUCCAACCCUGUUCACCCAGGACCACUUCUGGGAGCCUGCCAGCCUGUUGCCUCCAUCCAUAGACCUCCGGGGAUAGUCUCAGAGAAAGGAGAGCAACACGGGCUGUAUAAGAUGGGAGGAGGACCAGGGGCCUCCUUGGUGAUGAUACACAGAUGUGCCCCUUUCAAG